Radiomyces spectabilis is the source of this 2256-nucleotide messenger RNA. RefSeq lists its product as uncharacterized. Bases 57 to 2069 code for a protein of 670 amino acids. Gene Ontology annotation, biological process: protein deubiquitination. Gene Ontology annotation, cellular component: cytosol; nucleus. The transcript is spliced from 5 exons. Gene Ontology annotation, molecular function: cysteine-type endopeptidase activity; cysteine-type deubiquitinase activity. The record is from RefSeq and is a predicted model, not a curated record. Lineage: Eukaryota; Fungi; Mucoromycota; Mucoromycetes; Mucorales; Radiomycetaceae.
GUUUCUCACCCCUUCCCUUGCCGUCGACUUCUUCAAGCCCCGAUUUGCAUAAAAAUAUGCUUAUCACAUUGAAUAACCUUCAAGCCGUACUGGCCGAUUUGACAGCUGUGGUCCAGUUUUCCUUGGCCCUCCUCAGUCUGUCCGUUAUUCUUCUCCCUGUGCUUCGAAGGACAGCCCUUUAUUAUAACCUUAUUUACUGUCUCAAUAUCUUUUGCGAGGCCUCCGGCAUCUAUCGUCUUUUAGCCAUCUUUAUACCCGACGAUUAUAGCCGAUUGGCACAAUUGGAAGGCACUCUGAUCACCGAUGUAUGCUUGUCCGCCCAAUUCGAAGACAAGGUCGCUUUUGUAUCGGGUCUAGUCAAUACCGGCAAUUCCUGCUUUCUCAAUUCAGUGUUGCAGGCAUUAUCGUCUUUGCCUAGUUUGCAUGUGUAUUUGGAAAAUGUGAGCCGGUGUCCUGGCCGCUUGCCAGUGACCCGAUCCUUGCUCAAAACGAUGCGCAUGCUGUCGAGACCGCUUCGUUGGCGAUCUUCUUUUCGACCUCGAGAAAUGGUGGCGUCCAUUGCGUCCAAUCGUCGUUUUGUAAAUCGUGAACAACAGGAUGCUCACGAAGUGUUUCAGACCAUUUCCAGCGCCGUGGAAAUGGAAGGGCAAAUGGUCGUCAAGCACGGUUUAUCCACCAAGGACGGAUUAAAGGGCUUGUUGGGCGAAUCACGCAAAUUUUGGCAAGCUCCCAUGGAACGAAAAAAGUCGGCGGGGUCCACAGUGAGUCCUUUCCUCGGCCUUUUGGCAAGUCGACUGUCCUGCAUGCGGUGCGGUUACACGGAAGCCAUCCGGCACUUUUCGUUCAACAACAUUCAAUUGAAUCUUCCGAAUAAGUAUACAACGACGUUGGAGGAAUGUCUAGCGCAGUUCACGUCCAUGGAAUAUUUAAAGGAUGCAUCCUGUCGGAGAUGUUCGCUGAUGGCGACGGUGCGAAAAUUGAGUACGGAAAUGGAGAUGGCCAAGGUGCAAGCCCACCGCGCCAAUACCACGACCGAAAAAAAACGCAGUAUAUUAACGGCCAUUGUGCAAAUGGAUAAAAUGAAGCGGCAUCUUGAGCAACGGCUUGCGGAAGGACGUAUUGAGGAAGAAGGCACGGACUCGAUGACCGUUCCUAUCCAGCGAGUGGUGGGGCAGUCCACCAAACAAUCCAUGCUGGCCAAACCACCCAAAAUCUUGUGUCUGCAUAUUACCCGGUCCGCAUUUCACACGUCGGGCGCUAUUUAUAAAAAUCCAUGCCAAAUUCGAUUUUCGGAAUACCUCGACGUUUCCCCUUACUGUACCAACGGCACCCUCAGUACGCGAGCAAAUUCACCCAUUUCCAGCGUCGUGAGAACGGGCGCCCCCUUGCCUGCCACUUACAAGCUGAUGAGCGUCGUGGUGCAUUACGGGAGCCACAGUUACGGCCAUUACGUUGCCUACAAACGACGUGUGACCACGGCUCACUGCACUUGUCGCCAAUGUCGCGGAGACCAAAGUGCAUGGGAAUCGCAGGAUAAAUGGUACCGUAUCUCGGAUUCCAAAGUAGAUCCAUGUACUAUUGGCGAUGUACUUCAAGCCAACCCAUACAUGCUGUUGUACGAAGCCAUGGAUGAAGUUCAUCACGAUUACAUCCACACACCCCAAGUUCCUUUAGCUUCCAUCAAAGAAUCACCGGAACAAGCGCAGCGACCGUUCCCCUUACCGAGCUCGAUCUAUGACCAGUAUGCAUUAGCCACGGAAGCGUCUUUGGAAGCGUUGAAAGUCGCGACUUCCUUGUUCCAGAGCGAUCACGCAAAAUCAGACGGUGAUGAUGGCAUGGAAACCGACGACGACGACGAUGACGGUGAUGCGGAACUGCAGGCAGCCUAUGCAUCCUUUCAUCCCAAUCAUCCUUCUGCCUCUUCAAGACCUCGGUCCCGCUCCCCUUCUCAAUCUCAAUCUCAAUCUCAAUCUCAAUCUCAAUCUCGGUCGCGGUCCCGAGAACCCAAGAUCCUGCCCACAAAUUGGACAGGCAAUCGUCGAUCAAGCCAACCACUAGCUAUUUAUUAAUCCUUCAUUUCCAUCUGUUUUUUUCUUGAUAUAUUCAUACGAUUUCCUAUUUGGGUUUUGAGGCGUUGUCCCGGUGCCACGCUUAUCAAUUGGAUGGUCAUAAAAAUGGGUAGACAUAUACAAAGAGUUUAUAUCUAUUGCCACUGUUGUGACAAAAAAAGUAGUAAUCAGAAGGAUUGAUCCAAAU